Solanum stenotomum is the source of this 450-nucleotide messenger RNA. RefSeq lists its product as uncharacterized. The transcript has 2 exons. The coding region runs from base 1 to 450 and encodes 149 amino acids. The record is from RefSeq and is a predicted model, not a curated record. NCBI's taxonomy places the organism in Eukaryota, Viridiplantae, Streptophyta, Magnoliopsida, Solanales, Solanaceae.
AUGGCUCGCGCAUACACUGUGCAAGAUUUUGAUUACUAUAUGGCUGAAGUUAAUCGAAUUGAUCAUCGAGUGAAGACUUACCUGUAUGAAAUUGGCUAUAGUAAAUGGUCAAGGGCACAUUCCACAAGUAAUAGAACUAUGACCAUGACAUCCAACAUAGCAAAGUCGCUUAACUCAGCAACAAAAGACGCACGAGAUCUCCCAAUAACAAGGCUACUUGAAGAGAUGCGUAAAUUAAUUGAGAAAUGGAACUAUGACAAGUCAAAAGAAGCUCUGUAUACAAAUACCAAACUUACAACAAAUUAUGAAUCAAUUCUUGCUGAUAACCUGGAAAUUGCACUACAUAUGAUGUGCCCGCAUAUGUUGUUUUAUGGUCCUCCUGGAACUGAAAAGACGACCACUGAUCUUGCCAUUGUUUUCAAAGACCAUGCCCAUCAGCAAGUUGCGUAA